UUAGUUUUUUUUUUCCCUGUCUUGAUGAAUUGUUGUCCAUUGUGACAUUUUGCUCGCAGUUGGUGCCAGCCUUCUUUGCGUUCUGCUUCGCAUUGUUGGAUUUUGUUCUUGUUUGCUGUUUGGUUCCGUGCGACUUGACAAGGCAAAGAAGCCGCCCUUUUCACCUCGCAUAGUCAGUUUGAAGGGACUUGCCUUUCGACCUCGUUCAGGAUGGGGAAGGCGUCCGUGAAGGUUCUGCAAAAGAUCGUCAGGAAUGAUGCUAUGCACACUGAUCCCCCCGAGAUUUACGGAUGGCGCGUGUAUACGCUGGCCAUGUCGGCAUGCUUCGGUGCCAUGUGUUUCGGUUGGGAUUCCAGCGUCAUCGGCGGUGUCAUCGUCCUGGACGCGUUCAAGGCGGACUAUGGAUUGAGCCCGGACAGCAAGGACUACAGGUCCCAGGAUCUCGCGGCCAACAUCGUCUCGACGCUGCAAGCCGGUUGCUUCCUCGGCGCCAUCGUGGCGUCGCCCAUGACCGACGCGUUUGGCCGCAGACGGUGUCUUCUCGGCGUGGCCGGCAUCAUCAUGAUCGGCGUCAUCAUGCAGGGUGCGGCGUCGGGCAGCCUGGGCGCUCUCUACGCCGGCCGGUUCGUGGCCGGGUUCGGGGUGGGAGCGGCAUCGUGCAUCAACCCCAUCUACGUCUCCGAGAACGCGCCCCGCGCCAUCCGUGGGCUGCUCACGGGCAUGUACCAGCUCUUUAUCGUCACCGGAGGCAUGAUCGCCUUCUGGAUCAACUACGCCGUGAACCUGCACCACCGCGGCAAGACCUCGUACAUCCUCCCGCUCUCGGUCCAGGGCGUCCCCGCCGCCCUGCUCUUCAUCACCAUGUGGAUGUGCAAGGAGUCCCCCAGGUGGCUGGCCCGCAAGGACCGCUGGGAGGAGGCCAGGGCGGUCUUGUCUCACACCAGAAACCUGCCGAGCGACCACCCGUACCUGCAGGAGGAGAUGGCCGAGAUUGCCGACCAGCUGGAGCAGGAACGCCGCCUCGUUGGUGACGCCUCGUGGCUCCAGCUCAACAAGGAGAUUUGGCGCCAGAGCAUCCACCGCAAGCGUGCAAUUAUCAGCAUCGUGCUCAUGAUCUGCCAACAGAUGACUGGUACCAACGCCAUCAACACAUACGCCCCCACCAUCUUUGCCAACCUCGGAAUCAAGGGUCUCGACGGCCAACUGCUGGGAACUGGUGUCUAUGGUGUGGUCAAAGUCAUCUCCUGUAUCGCCUUCCUCCUCUUCAUGGCAGACUCCCUCGGCCGCAGACGUUCUCUCCUCUGGACCUCUAUCGCCCAGGGUCUUGUCAUGUUCUACAUUGGUAUCUACGUUCGCAUCGCACCUCCCAAGGACGGUGACCCUGUGCCUCCGGCUGGUUACUUUGCGCUCGUCUGCAUCUUUUUGUUUGCCGCAUUCUUCCAAUUCGGCUGGGGCCCCGCCUGCUGGAUUCUCGCGUCCGAGAUUCCUUCCGCCCGCUUCCGGUCCAUCAACGUCUCGUACGCCGCCGCGACGCAGUGGCUGUUCAACUUUGUGGUUGCCCGCUCGGUGCCAGUGAUGCUGAUCACUAUAGGUGGCAAGACGGGCUACGGUACAUACCUACUCUUUGGCAGCUUCGCCUUCACCAUGUUCUUCUUCGUCUGGUUCUUCGUUCCCGAGACCAAGGGCCUGUCGCUCGAGGCCAUGGACGAGCUCUUUGGUGGGUCCCCGUCGGGCGAAACCCUCAAGAAUACGCAGCUCAGCGAGAACGCCGACGAGACCACGGUGGUCCCCAUGCCCCCAAAGCAAUAUGGCCUGGCCUAGUCGCCUGAGGCUGAUAUAUACAUGGGAACCCCGUCAAAACUCGGCAUUGGUCAAAACAUUUAACAUUCGGGAACUUAAAGCAGCGAGAAAGGGAAUAAACUCUUUUGGAAUAUUAGCGAGGAGUCUCGAAAGAGACUCGGACAGCCUUGAGAAUGUGAUUUUAUGUACAGUAGGCAAUGCGGUUUGUCCGAAGCUGAUACCAACGGAAUGGCCCCUGGUGGCUUUUUAUCCCUUUUCAAAAAGUGAGAAAGCCCAUUCAUAAAUUUAAUAAAGCCUCAGAUAAUUGUGGCCACGGC
Pyricularia oryzae 70-15 is the source of this 2117-nucleotide messenger RNA. Its product is annotated as MFS quinate transporter. Gene Ontology annotation, cellular component: membrane. The transcript has 7 exons. Gene Ontology annotation, molecular function: carbohydrate:proton symporter activity. Gene Ontology annotation, biological process: transmembrane transport; carbohydrate transport. NCBI's taxonomy places the organism in Eukaryota, Fungi, Ascomycota, Sordariomycetes, Magnaporthales, Pyriculariaceae. The coding region runs from base 211 to 1821 and encodes 536 amino acids. The record is from RefSeq and is a predicted model, not a curated record.